Molecule: messenger RNA, 13431 nt
Organism: Spirometra erinaceieuropaei
Lineage: Eukaryota; Metazoa; Platyhelminthes; Cestoda; Diphyllobothriidea; Diphyllobothriidae
Source: the annotation of a GenBank genome assembly
AUGAGAUCAGGUCAGUUGCGAAUUCUAUUCUUGCGCAUCUAGUCGAUGCGAAUCACUGAGUCGAUGCCGAAUAAACUUUUCAGGUUGUCCACCGAACUUCCCCAAAAGCCUAUGCCUAGGGGUUUUAGCAACAGUCGAAGUGGUGGCUGUUCGGCUAGCAAAUUCAGCGUUAUAUUGUGAAAAGACGUCGACACAGGCGCUCUGUCUCCCAUGGUCAACACCGACCCCAGAUGGUGGUCACACGCCAUCCUAGCUGCCUGGUGACAGUGAUCUGGGCUCCACGUACCCGACUUACAAACGUCGCUCACAGCCUAUGCCACCCCUCAUGCCCCAAUGACCGCAACACUCCGACCUCGUAUUACGGGCGGUGUGGAAGCGAUGAGUAUCACUAACCCGUAAGACACGUAUAAACCCUGUCCACGCCUUACGUUCUAAUAUUCUAUGUGACUGUAUGGGCCUGAUGACGAACUACCGAAAACACCUGCUUGCCAACUCGACUUUCCAAAUCUGACGCUAUCUAAUCCACCACGACACACUAAAUGUCGUGGCCUGGAAGGUUGCCGGCAGCCGGAGUAACUGGUUCCCUCUCAGGACUGAGUCAGGCUGUAAUGGCUCCCUCUCAUCGCGGCCUUUGUUGCAUUCUCACUGAGAUGAUAGUUGAGCCGCUCCUACUGAAGGCCCGGCAGAUUAUAUGACCAGGGCGUCUUGCGGGGGCACGCGUUGACGGACCACCUUAUAUUGUCUGUCAUCGCUCCCACGGUCAUUUCCAGUCGUCAUGACAUUGUAUUGCCAUCGGAGCAAAGUGGGUGGAGGAAAUAGAGGUGCGAUAGGUACUGCCCAAGUCUGCCCAACUAUAGGCUGAUUCACGCGUAAGUUGCCGAUGCAUCGUCCGCACACUGAGGCGGACCUGGUGGGCGUCGUGACUCGUAACAGUUGCAUCGUCCUCAUUGAGUGAGAAGUCAUCAACAACUGUGAUACCACCUGCCGUGCCCCUUGGAGACAUUGGCGAAGGUCUGCAAGAGGGCUUGCUGCCCUAAAGUUACUAAAGCAGGUGGUAGUGUGUUUCAGAAUGCGUCUGCCAGUGCUUUAUAAAGCAGGAUUUUUACGGGGGUUGGGGACAAAUGCGCAUCCCUGACUGCCCCCAUUCGUUUUCGCGAUGGCAAGAACCAUAGGACGAAGAUGAUUACCUAGCUGCGACAUGAGUGGACUGUCAAACGAGCAGUCAGGGACCGUGCAGUAGUAAUGCAUUCAGACUUGGCUGGGCACAGACCUCGUAGAUUGUUUGCUCAUGAAAGAAGAACAACCCAUAGCUGUACGUCGACACGACGAAUGCUGCCUGUCAUCUAAUUAUGCUCCAUCCGCCACUCGGGGAGACCUGAAGGGGGUAGACGGAGACGGCCCCUCAGAAUCCAAUAGCAUGCCCCUUCCAGACUACCCGUGCGAAACACCUGUUCGGUGAUCCGUGGCUUUACUUAACUUCCAGGCGUUCAGUUCACCAUGAUCCGGACGUCCUUGCUCUACUUGGCAAAUGAUUUUGGCGUCUUAGAGGGCGCUUUCCUGUCCAUCAACAGCAGCAACGUCUAUCGGACCACCCUCACGUGCGGACGCAGUUGCCUACCAGUCCGUCAUGCUGAGUGCGUCUGAAGAACCAUGUCUAGAGUGCGAAUCCCCGUGUCGUCCUGUGCGUGAAUUUCUCUGCUGGGCAACGGCCGAGCUUCAUAGUCAUUCGGUCGCCUGUCUUUGCUAUAUUCCCCGUUAUCCGUCGCUCCGGUUAUAAAAGCCUUGAAUGACUGGUUUCUUGGAAGUCUUAUUCCUUACCACAGAAGGGUUAUUUAUUCAUUCCACCACCUUCACAGUAACGUCCUCUCGGUACUUGCAUUGCUCUGCCGACAGUAUGUACACGUGUCAUGAGCCGAUGUGAGUCGGUUUUUGUCUAAGGCAAUUGUAGCGUGGCCCGUUUUGCUGGAGCGUAUACUCACGCAGUUGGCAGUCCAUGCACAGGCAGUAGGUGGCGUACCGCAUGAAACGUUAACCGAAAUACUGAAAUGUUAUUUUGGUUGGUAAAAAUUACUUGUGCGGUUUUAAUGCUGUGUAUGAGACAGCAUAAUUGUACGAUGUUUUUGGUAGAUUUUGAAUAAUUCAUAUUGACCCAAUUGUGAAAAACUCGGCGCCUCGAUGGCAUUCGAACCCACGCAGUAAGCGGAAGGUUUUACUGCAGUCAACGCUCUAACCACCUGAGCUACGUGAGCCUGGUAGUCAUCUGGUGGAUUCUAGGUGAAUUCCGUAGGAAAUCCUGCCUGGGCAGUCAACUUAAUUUAUCAGAUUUGGUGGGUUCCAGACGUUGCAGUAAGUUGGGCGGGUGAAUUAACCCAAAUAUGAUUAAACUCGCGUCGUCCGGCGGGGCCUCGUAGCUCAAGUGCUUUGAGCGUUGGCUGUACUAAAGCCUUCCCCUUACUGUGUGGGUUCGAAUCCCACCGAGGCGCUGAGUUUUUCACAGUUGGGUCGAUAUGAAUAAUUGUAAGACAUUUCAGUCACACCAGACUGCUGCCAUUUGAAUGCUUACCUUUUCGGCUGCCUGACGAAAACCCCAUUAAGUGAAAAUGACUGCGUAUAUAACAUGAAUUUUAUCCAUUGAUUUUAAAUACCCCUGUAUAUCCAAAUAUAUUUCAUAGAAAGCGUGCACAAAAAUAUCCUUCCCUGGGCCCCUUUUAUAGUAAAGGACGUUUUCUUGCAAUCUUAUAUUCCAGUUCUUCCAAACAAUAUUUUGCACCACCGGUUUAUUUUGAACCAAACCCGCCGUUUUCUUGCGUUCAGAAUUCACAAACUACUAUGAGUACAUUUUUAUGUAGGGAAAACCAUGCAUACCGCUAUGCUGUAAAGAAAAUGCCGUACAUGGCUUAUGAAAUUGGGCAAUGAACAUGGACUACGAGCAUUAUUAAACAGACAGAAACGAUCCUGUUUGGACAGGCAUUUUAUGGCCUUACAGCGUCUCAUAAGUACGAACUUUUAGACCGAAUGAUUCCAUAUCUUCGAUUACAGAGGGCGAAAUGGAUGUGAUUCGGGGCAAAAUCAAUGCAGAAGGGAUAUUUCGCGCAUGCAUUCAGGUACGAUUUUUGCAGGCGACCGGAAAGACGUGCAUUCAAAAGGCGGCUUCUAGGUGUGACUGAAAUGUCUUGGGAUAGUGUUGCAUCGUGCUCAAUAUUACAAGCCUGCUUAAGUAACCCUUUCGAGUUGGAACCUCAAUUCACGGAUUUGCCUAAUGUUUCCCAAAAUACGCCACCUAUUGUCCGGAUGCUUUAAGUGCCUGGCGCGCAAUCGACCUUCAUCGGUGUCCCAAGCCAGGCGAAACACGAUGUAAGCGUUUCGGGGACCUUCUUUUCGAAACGUCAGUUUUGCUUUGGCUGGAGCAACAUGCUACCUCUUCCCUCACUCCGUUCAAACCUUUCGAUCUCUGGUGUUCUGUACUCCGGUUUCAUGGCCGGUCCAGGUGUGGCUUCAUCCCUCUGCUACCUGCACCCCUGCCCAGAUUGUAUCUUUUAUGACAGCCUUCUAGAUAAGUGCCUUUCUUUUCUCUCCUCCAGCUUGGCUUACCCUGAUGGAAACACAGAAGGCAGGCGACAGUGGCGGUCUAACAGAAGCUGAAAGGGUGAUAGUUGAGGGAAAACGGCAGCGAGCUCUGGCCCUACAGCGUGCCAAAGUUGUCGCCAACGACCGGUGAGCUGCCUGUUUAACGUUGCCGUUCAAAGUUCAUUCUCUGGAAUCAUUCUUCCAUUCAAUAUCCCCCAGCCGAUACUCGUAGAAUGAAAACUCAACACAUGUGUGAAUAGGUCUUUUAUACGGUAAUAUCACCAGUGUAGUCCACACGUUUACUCUGAACAGAGAGACAGCCUUUAGAGGAUUAAGGGAUGUUGUGCUUGUUCAGAAGUUUUGACGUACUGGCAUCGACUGUCCUCUGAUUCCCCCUUUUCCAUUAAGUCAUAAUCUUCUUGGUGGCAAAUAAGCCGCAUCAGUACCAAUGCUAGUUUGUCUGAACACCUACGUUGACGCAAUAACGGACUUUUGGGAUAUCGAUGCUCUGAGUUCAUAAUCUUAUAUUCUAGUCUUCAGUGAUUCACCCUUGGGGUUGGGUAUGACUGGUUGAUGACGGCUAAUAAGCCAGAAAUGGCCGUCCCGGUCUCCCUUGUCUUUGUUGGUGCCAUCUCAUCUACAUCUACUACUAGUCGCUGUGCGACUGCCUGCGAAGGUUCUAGUAUGAGCCCCAAUGCACAACGAAAUGAGCACGUUCUGUAACCUGAUCAGUGAGCGCCCAUCUGUCAUAAACGUAUUCCAGUCUGUUCUGGUCUCGCACAUUUGGUAUUCUAAGAGUCGCCGUUGUUUGGUUCUUUUUUGCUGCGUAUUUCUGGCCCGCGAAAUAUCAACGUCCACGCUUGACCCUUGAUCGCGUGGCUGUGCGUGAGAUAUAUCUGAACAAAACAUACUAUUGCGGGAGAUAAGUAGUGUGUUUUGUUUCCAUCCAUUUACAUAGCAGACGGCGGGCGUUCAGAGAUACGGUACUUAAUUUUUUCUCUCCAGCAGGUUUGAAUAUAUAUAUAUAUAUAUAUAUAUAUAUAUAUAUAUGUAUCGUAGACUAGUGGUGGUAUGCACUCCGGGGAGAUAUGAUGAAAAAUGCAGAGGCUUUUCGGAAAAAUCGAGUUGCAUUCGUGAGUAUUCAAGUUGGUGACACCAACCCGUCGUCAGACGAAAUGAAAACAAAAGAGAACGUGAAACAGCCACGUUAGACUAGUUGGGACGACAGGGCAGACGUUGGCAGGCAAUAGUUGUGAAUCGCUUUGCAACAGGACAUUGAGCCCGUGGCGCAAUGGUUUGUGCCUUUACCUUCUAACCAACAGGUCCUGGGUUCGAGUCUCGUGAAUUGCGCACCUCGCUGUUGGGUAUGCCUGGCUGAUGACGACUAACAAGUCAGAAAUGACCAUUCCGUCUCCGUUGUCUUUGUCAGUAAUGUUAUUCUGUCUUUAAUACUAGCCGGUGAGUGGCUGCUGGCGAGACUCAAGGUACAACGGGACGAGUGAGUCCUGUAACGCGGUCGGUGUGCGUCCCUUCGCCUUUUUGAAUUUUGUACGUAACAUUAGGAACCAGAAGAUUUUGAAUACUAUGUCUUGGAAGCUCUCGACGUUGCAAUUUUACCCACCGUUGAUAUAAUUUCUCCAUUUAAAAAUUUUAAGCAGAUUAUAACCCCCUACUAAACUGCAUCUAGUAGUAAUUUUUGAAUAUCCCUCUUGAGGUUUACGACUGAAUGUAUGUGAACUUCGCAAUUAAGGAGGAAAAAUACACGCUUAUAGUGAUGAGAAUACGAUUCGCAGAUAGCAUGCUGAAUAAAUGUGACCGCCUCCCCUUAUUUUGACAAUCCGCGUAUUUUGAAUAUCGGCCUUUUCUUGUCGCCUGUGGUAAUUUUUCGUGCUAAUCGGUAUUGCAACCCCACCUAAGUAAGCAGUUCUCUUCUACAUCAUAUCUGAGAAUUAUAUUCCAGAUCUCUCUCGUUUUGGCCUCCGAAGCCUGCCUAUUUUCGUUUUUUCAAACUGUUACAUUGCGAUUUUAAAUGUCUUCUACAGGAUCGCUAGUUUUGUGGAAUUGCACCCUAUGAUUUUCGCAAAACACCUAAAACUGUAUCCCCAUCCGUCAUUAGACCCGAAUGCUAUAAUAAAACUUCCGUUAUCCAUUAUUUGUAUAAAUCCUUUGUCUGUACCUGUGUGUUUUGAUAAUGUUUAUGUCCUCCAUAUUCUGAAAAUAUGCCAUUACGUAGAGCCCUAGUUCUCGUUUUCCGUACUAUUCGCACUCGGCGCCGUGGUUCUACCCUUUAGCCUUUCGGAGUUUAGCUGAAAUAUUUUAUAGAAAAUUCGACCGUUUUUACAUGCUGCGUUCUCAAAACUGCGCCUUUAUAGCCAUUAAAAUAUUAAAUCUAUGCUUGGCACCAGCGCUUUAUCUGCACUCUCUUGUUUGGAUACUCGUCACUUGAUUGGUCGCGUUGCUGGCACAUUAGUUGUCCAAUCAUUGGACAUUUAGGAAGCACCCACAACGCACAUAUGUUAUUUGCUGAUCUAGACGGCUUCGUGCAACCCUCCUCUUCGCCUAACAUUCUGCCCAUUCAUCCUCCGCUUUUCACAGGCAGGACGUGUACACUAGCUCAAAGAAAAACUUCGCUCUCUCGCAAGCAGUAGAUUCUGGCGCCGGUUUUUUUCUGGAGCCCGAAUGGAGCACCCAGCCUGUGGUUCCUGACCUCUAUGAGAAAUCCGAGGAGGAAGAGGAUGAUAUCGGGAGUGACGUAGAAGUUGGCGGAGGUGGUAGAAAGCGGCGUCGUCGUCGUCGCCAGCAAAAGCGGACUUUGGUAGCAACGCAGGAGACGGCCGUGGGGACGAGAACAGUGGACGAUGCGGCUACGGCUACCGCCGCAUCUGUUGUACCCGUCCCACCAGAUGAGAGUCAAUCUGUCUGUGACGAGUGUGGUAGAUCCUUCGCAGAGUCCUUCCUGUUAAAUAACUUUGACUGCGAAGUCUGUGAUGCAUGCAGGUGAGUGAACUGAGGCAAAGAUUUUUGUCCACCACCACCACCACCACCACCACCACCACCACCACCACCACCACGACUUUUUGCAGCGGUCGAACCAAAGUUUUGGGUCCAUCCUGCUCAGUAUACUCUCUCCAGUCGUGUUAUGGCACAUGUAGACGGAGUCUUUACGCCACGUCAGACGCUGCGCUCAAACUUAGUUUAAGUUACUUUGAUAUUGGUACGGUCGAUGUUUCACAUUUCUCACUCUCUUUAUAAUCCUGCACGCGGUAAUUCCUGCCGCCUUGAAUGUUCCUCUGCCCACGAAACUCACCCCCACAACAAGCUUCUUCGUAAACUCGGUUUAUUCCGGACACUUUUUACCAUAAAAUGGUAUUCUAUGACGUAAUGCGAUCUAGAGAGGUUAUGCUCCCGAAGAAUUUUUCGACAGUGUAUGCAUACUUCUGCCACCUGAUAAAGAGGAUUACAACCCGAUUUAAAAAAGAAGAAAGGAAAGAAUCCAUCCAAAAUUUUUGAAAGAAUAGCCACAGUUUCCUAUCGUUCUUUCCCGAAUGGGAAGUCAGAGGCGGACGUUUACGGAAAGUAUUACUUAUUAGCCUACAAGUAUUUCGGAAGGUAGGGUUAGUGACCAGUUACACGAAAUGGUAGCCGAAAUUCUCAAAUUUGUUCUCAAUUAGGAAGUAUUACUUAAGUGGAGUUGCCAUAAUGAUCACUGCGCAGCAUAGUCCCAAGACAUUUCCGCCACUUCAGGAUGCCGCCUGCGAAAGCCGUACCCAAUUAGUAGGAUUUUUUCCAUCGAUUCUGAUGCCCUAGUAAACACAUAUAUUUUGUUUAAGAAGUGGACAAAAAUGUUCUUCCUGGUACUCAGUUUGAAGCAAAUCACGUCUUCUUCAAAUUUUAUACUUUGGCGAAGGGUAUGUUUAUGUUUUAAACAGUUUUUUUUUCGAUUCCCUUAUAAUUUUGUGCCGGACAUGCUGUUGCAUUUACGUCUAGGGUUCCCGAACUAUAUGCUGUUUACUUUCCAUGAAUGGAAAAUCAUGCAUUCGUUUGUACCAUUUAGCAGAUACUAUAUGAGGCCUAUAAAAUCCUGAAAUGAAUGUGAACUUUCUUGUAUGCUUCAUAAGGAGACUUAUUGAACGGACAGACAUGAUACUUGAAUACCCAUUUUACGCUAUUCAAUAUCUUAUAAUUACAAACUGUCAAAAACCGAAAUAUACCCUUUUUCGAGCACAAAAUCUGAAGACUCGCUUAUCCAUACUCUAAGUGCACAAAGGUACUUUGAGGAUUUUCCCUAUGAAAUGCAUUUUAAGUUUUAAGGGUGACCGUCGACACCCAACCUCAGCUCCGGACGACCCGGAAUUCUAUCCCAGGUUCUCUGUUCAUUGAGCUUUAAGCAGUCCAAUGCUCUAUCAUAGAUCUAGGGUCCCGUUGUCCUGUCGGUUGUGAUCGGAAAUAUUUUCCAGGGUGGCGGGACAUUAACAGAUCGGCUUACCGAUAUGAUCGCCUCAUUGUGCCUAACGUCUCAGUCUAGACCCCAUGCGCUCAGUCGCACCAUCGAUUAUGCAGUUGGAUAUAUUACCAACAUUACUCACAAAGACAAGGGAGACUGGAAUGGCCAUUUCCGGCUUGUUAGCCGUCAUCAACCAGCUAUACCCCAAGGUAUGCAGCCCGAGGCUCUAACUCGCCACCUGUUGGUUAGAAGUCUAAUGCCCUUGUCAUUGAGUCACGGGCUUGUUGUUCUGUUGGUUGCGAUUGCGUGUAUUAACGGCGUCAGAGGGGGGAUGCUCUCCGGUCGCGGGUUAGAACCUCGGGGGUUGCAAACCUUGGGGUUAAGUGUGGCUUCCUGAUAGCGGCUAACAAGCCAGAAGUUACCAUCCCAGUCUCCAGCGUCUUUGUUGGUGAUGUCAUUCUGCCCAUAAUACUAGCCACUGAGUGUCUGCUGGUUGCCUGUUCGUGACCUUUGCCACCCAUACGAAACUUGUUGGAUUUGAGGAGCCAGUAAAUCCGCGUGCACCCGAUCUGUAGCGACAGAUAAUGACAGGUGGCGAGGUACUGAUGAAUCUUAGUUCGAUGAAAUGCUUUUGAGCCAUCUGGUAGACCCCAGUGGUGGACCAGCUGUGUAUAUGCGCAUGUUUGUGUUUCCGGUCCGAGCUGGUGGUUUGGGUUGUGAUUGGCCGAAUGAAGGCAUAACAAGUCCGAAACAGUACUGCAUCAUUCUACCCGCGUUUUAUGUUAUCCGGCCCCUCUGAUCACACCCGUGUCUGGCCGCAGGUAAACUUUGAAUCAUCCUUUUUUGCAGAGAUGUUCAUGGUAUCCACUCAUUGAUCACGCGCACUUCUGCCAAAGAGCGCUACCUGCUAAACGAUGUAGACUUGGAUGUGAGGACUCCUGUUCUUCGGUGUAUUUUCAAGCGAAACCCACACAAUGCAACCUGGGGGGACAUGCGGCUCUACCUGGAGGCUCAGGUACUUACCUCUGUCAGCACCUUUUUGGCUUUUUGAUUUCUAAACAGUUGUCGCUCACAGAAAACGUUCGUUCCUAAGAUGAGAUUCACCAGAGUAAUCAAGUGAAUCUGCUCAUGAGACAGACUUGUGCAACGUCUGCUUAUAGCUCCCUCCUCGCCUAUGGUAAGGGUCAUAUCACGAAUCCAUCGCGACCUGAUCCUAGUGGGACCUAGUUAUCCUGUCGGUUGUUGACCGUCCAAGCUGGGACUGUUGGCAUGUCGUUACAAGCUAAAAGCUUGUUUGUUUGCGUAUACUGAGAAAAGUAAGCGCGGGAACGAAGCUUGCUCAACGUAGCUCACUUUUCCCCGCCCAGUGUGCUAGAGGCCAGUCCGAGUCGAGAAGAUAGUCGGCGAUAUCGACGCGGUGACUGAUUUAGCAUGAGCCGCUGUCUAACGCCUAUCAUACAUGGGCUAGGAUCUUGCACGCGUGUAUGAGAUAUUCCGUAAAGGCCGCAUUUAAAACGAGCACUUGUAGUUUGACCAUUGUUCCUUUUUUAUAUAUAUUUUAGGUAAUAGGCAACGCCCCUGAUGACCCUAUUGAAAACGGUACAUACAAUGUAAAUGUUGAAUUCACAUCUUACUAAAAUUGUGUCAGUAACAUAUUGGUUUACGGAAAACGUUUUUAUAGGGCGGGGCUGCGAAAGGUGCGGCAGGCGGUAUUUUCAAUAUAAAUAUGAAAUUUUAAGUGCAAUAAUAUUGGAUCAGCAUAAACUGCAGUCAUUUGCGUAGUUUGAGAGGGAAAAUUUCAUUAAACGUCAGGGAUGUGUUACAUAGGGACGAAAUCAGGAAAUGAAAUGUAUGCCUGUAAAGGUCUAGGUUGCGCCGACAGCUGGCAUCCUCCCAGGUCACUACUUUUUAGAUCGCGACGAUGUUUUCAAGCACGUCAGACUGAUUACAAUGGCUAGUUUGCUGAGUUUCCAUAAAUAAACGUAGUUUUAUGUCGGCCGCGUUUUAUUCCUUCUCGCACGCACCACUAGUCUGUCCAAGCCUUCUUGCGACCAUUGAUCAGAUCGACCGCUGUGACCAACGAGGCGUGAGCCUCCGUUCUGAUGCAUGUGAUACGUCAGUGUCGUCCAUUUUCUGGCUGAACGAAACAGCAGUGCAACCGGCUUGACGGUCAAUUGUUGUGUCGUCUCUACUGCAACCAUCGCUACUGCCCUCUUAUAAGUAGCCACCAUUGGACUAAGUGCCUGUCCUCCACAAUAUCUCCCUCGUUCCAGUCCGAUUUAGGGUUACAUUUUCGCUUCGCUUUUGAUCGGACAUUUUAAGCUCCGCGUUUGACGGACGGGAUUUAGUCGUACCUCCCACACAGUGGACUCCUCUGAAGCCCCUCUUUUUGUUGCGGGAUUUGUGACACUGAAAGCAUUUCUUCCCCCCCCCCCCGCUUAUUUGAUUUUUAAGGUAGCUGCGCGAUCACUGGAGAUUUGGGGCUCCGAGGCGGCACUGGAGGCGGAACGUGCACGUCGUUCGACUCAACGAGAGAAUCUCAAACUUAAGUCUUUUGAGAAGAAGCUGAAAAGUUUGUCCAAUUUACUAUUUCUGCAUUGUUUGUGCUCCCUUUUGAUGACUGAAGGCCUCAGCGACCGCUAAUUUCGUAGUGCGUCUUCAGCACAAGCCUUUGUGUUUUCACCGUGAAAUGAGAAUCUUUUGUGCUACCAUAAAUUUCCUUUACGUUGUUUAAUUUCCUAGGGAAUCAUUGCGCGGUCUUUGAGAAGGUCCCUGAGAAUAAGGCUUUUAAGAUCCGACUCGAGAGUUUUAAGUGAAUAUUCGAGCUGCAAUCCAUCAGCCACCGCGGAAUGACCGCGUAAUAUUUGUAAGCUGCCAACAGGCAGUUAGUAGUACAUAAAUACCAAGUGGUCUGUUAUAUUUACAACACAGGUACUAGCUAAGAGCCCAGGCGCGCGCGUUCCACCAAUUUUGCGCGGCUGCGGGACGCGGAUGCGAGGGAUUCGACUUAGCAGUAGGCUCCCAACGCUCUCCAUGUGUUUCCUAAUAUGCAAACUCCAGUUUCCAGAUCGGCGAAACACGCGUAUUUGAGUCUUUAUCUAAUGCCUGCGCUGUCGGUAUGGUAUGGUGUUUGCAUACUACUGACUGCCUGCUGGGGGCUUAUGAAUAUUACACGUUUAGUCCGCAGUAGCUGAUGAAUUCGUACUCGUGUAUUCAUGUACAAACUUUCGAACCUGGCUUAGAAGUCUGUAUUCUGAUAGAUUUUUUCCAAGUCCGCGCAUUACUUUCCCUGGAAAUUAGACAUGGCAGUCUGGAAGUUGCAGUUUAUAUACCGGAAAACACAUGGAAAACACUGGGAGCCCACUAGUGAGUCGAAGCCCUCACACCUGCGUCAUGCAGCUGUACAAGAUUGACGAAACAUGCAUCCCCAGGCUUCUAUCUAUCACCUGUGCUGCCAGUGUGUUAAACAACUUAGUCUCACCUUGGUUGCCUCGAUGUUUUGCAUAGACCUGGACAUUCUUCACGCAUCUUUUGCCUUCUUCUACUUGCAGUAAUACUCGUCACCACUGAUUUAGUUGUUGUAGGUCCAUUACAUCUCAAACGAUCGCCCUCCACUUUAGACGGUCGGCACCGGACUUCUCUAAAAAUAUAAAUCAAUCGGCACAUUCUGCCAGAUACUCGCUAUCUAGUCGGUCACCACUCCAAAUUACGUCUUCAGUUGGGCGUUCCGACGCUGUCACCAAUCGGGCCGGCAUCUGAGUGAUAUUAAAUUUUGGACGAUUUUGGCGUAGUAGAUCUCAGUCGGCGGAUAGGCAGGGCGUGCUUUAAGGAUAUGUUCGUCUGCUGGAGACGCCACCAGAGGGACUAGUUUGUAGGGUGGAGCGCAGCCACCGUUAAUCAAAAAAUUGUAUGCAACGGACGUCUGAACGGGCAGAUUGUUUCGCUGGCAGCCUUCUAUACUCGCAGCUUGGUCUAUACAAUAUAUUCACGUUGACUUUAUAUGCUUCGCUGGAGUCGAACUACAACCACGUCCACCCGGUUAAUCCGAUUGUUAACGUCGUUCUUACUUUGUCCAAUUGCCAGAAAGUUCAGAUCAACUUAGAAAAAGUUGUUCCUGAACCCGGAAAUUUCACUGUCUACAAGCACAGGCACCACCACCACCACAGGCACCACCACAGGCACCACCACCACCACAGGCACCACCACCACCACAGGCGGCACCACCACCACCACCACCAAAACCACCACCACCACCACCACCAUCAUCAUCAUCGUCGUCGUCAUCAUCAUUAUCAAUUCAUUUUUGUUUCAGCCAUUAGGAGGACUGACUUGGACGAGCCGUAACUUCUUUGUGGGUUUCCGCGUUGACUUUAGCCAGAUUCAGUUAGUCAGUCGCAGCUGUGCCAAACAACCGCAAAAUUCCGCGAAAUCUGUGCCCAGACUUUUCGCCACUAGCCUACUUGGAAGUAUGGCAAACAAAUGUCUCCACAGUCUGGUGAAUGUCUCCCUAAGUGCAAUCCCAAACGACCAUCUUCGCCUGGGAGGAAUUAGUGUUUAGGCACAUACCUACUGUCAUUACGCCUAUUUGAAUUGGUUCGUUUUUGUAAAGGAGCUCGCCGUCACCACAACGCCACCAGCGUGGUCCAGAUUUGCACUUCACAGAUUAUGGUUUGCCGUAACAUUUGGAUGGCCAAUCAUCGUGUGCCAAGGAAGCCAUUCGAGUACUUAACUGGGCGAAUUUACCGGGUUGACACAGCCCUUAGAGACGCUAGUCCUAACAUCGAGAGAAUUACUCGAUCGGCCAUUCCAGUCUCCCUUGUCUUUGUCGGUAAUGCUAUUCUAUCUUAGUGCUUGUUUUGUUAUAGCGGACUGUGAUUUGUAAUUUCAGUAAGAAUGCCUAAUAAGAGGAAUAUGCAAUGGCCGCAUGCAUUACAAAUAGUACCAUGUUGUAGUAUGAAUGACGGCAGCAAGGACUGCACUUAAACGUUUUCCAGUCAAGCCGGAAAUACCAAUUCAGGUAGUCGACAAAACCUUCCGUUUUUACACCCCUUUUGUGCAGGUUACUUUUUUCCGACUCUUUUACUUUGGUAUGCCUCCCCUUUUAUUUCGAUUUCGGGAAAUUUUACUGAGAAAAGUUUUUAUGUGUUACCUAUAUGCCCUGGUGUUUCCUCCUCUGCUACUGAGUUGCAUGAUUACUAAUUCAGCAAAGCCACAAGUCUACACUCUCUCACCUUUUCUCCUAAGACCAUAUUCUUGUUUUUUUGUCAGCUUUGCGAAUGCAGACACGGAGCAGUCUCUUCUCGAAGAAAUCGGAACAGCACGAACAUUCAUUCGGUUCUGAAACCUAUGAUGAGGCCAAGGACAUUUACUUCAAAACAUGUACUACUUGCAACUUCGUAGUAGAGUUCGAAAAACUGUGA